Messenger RNA from Drosophila sulfurigaster albostrigata, 2146 nucleotides. RefSeq names its product soluble guanylate cyclase 89Da (gene Gyc89Da). Lineage: Eukaryota; Metazoa; Arthropoda; Insecta; Diptera; Drosophilidae. The record is from RefSeq and is a predicted model, not a curated record. The transcript has a single exon. Gene Ontology annotation, biological process: nitric oxide-cGMP-mediated signaling; response to oxygen levels; cGMP biosynthetic process. Gene Ontology annotation, molecular function: heme binding; oxygen sensor activity; guanylate cyclase activity. Gene Ontology annotation, cellular component: guanylate cyclase complex, soluble.
AUGUAUGGCAUGCUUUAUGAGAGUGUCCAGCACUAUGUGCAGGAGGAAUAAGGCACGGAGAUCUGGGACAAGGUGUGCCGCAUAGUCGACUGCAAGCACAACGCUUUUAAGACCCAUCAGAUAUAUCCCGAUAAACUAAUGCCUGAUAUUGCGGCCGCGUUGUCUGCUUGCACGGGACAAUCCUUUGACUUUUGCAUGAACUUCUUUGGCAAAUGCUUUGUGCGCUUCUUUAGUAACUUUGGCUAUGACAAGAUGAUUAGAUCCACCGGUCGUUAUUUUUGCGACUUUCUGCAAUCCAUCGACAAUAUCCAUUUAAUCAUGCGAUUCACGUACCCAAAGAUGAAGUCCCCCAGCAUGCAGCUGACCAGCAUGGAUGAUAGCGGAGCCGUUAUCUUGUAUCGCAGCAGUCGAACGGGAAUGUCCAAAUAUCUCAUCGGUCAAAUGACUGAGGUGGCCAGAGAGUUCUAUGGCCUAGAGAUCAAGGCGUAUGUGGUCGAGAGUCAGAAUGAUAUCACCGGAGGUACGGCGGGGCCUAUUAAACUAACCGAGGGCCCCUUGACUGUUAUUGUCAAAUAUCGGUUGGACUUUGAUAAUCGCGAGUAUAUGGCGAAGCGUGUGAAUACCGAGGCGCAUCCGUCGCAGCUCAAGAUGCCCACGGUGAACAUGAAUGUGUUCCUCGAGCUGUUUCCCUUCACUUUUGUACUCAAUCAUGAUAUGAAAAUUACUCAUGCGGGUGAGAAAGUUGUGGAGACUUGGAUCAUGCACAAUCCGGGUGCCAAUCCCAAGGGUUUUAUUGGCUCCCAUGUCAUGGAUCUCUUCUACUGUCGUCGUCCCAAAGACACCACCAUCGACUGGGACACUUUGAUCCAAAUGCGCGCGGUUCUCUUCGAAUUCGAACUCAUUCGCACCGGACACAAUCGUGCCGCCUAUGAUGCGGUCCUCAAUAUGGACUUUGAAAACUACGACGACAUGAUGCUGAACGAGGCCCAGAGUAUAGCUCUCGAAAAGGCAAAAGAAUUCAGCGAGCGAGAUUCGAGCGAACUGGAUGAUGGCGAAGGCGAAAUUGAUCCCGCAACGGGUGAACGACGAGCUUCGCAGGGACUGCGAUCCAUUCUGCUCAAAGGACAGAUGUUUUACAUCAAGGAUGUCGACUCAUUGAUUUUUUUGUGCAGUCCUCUUAUAGAGAACCUCGAUGAGCUGCAUGGAAUCGGUUUGUAUCUCAAUGAUCUCAAUCCUCAUGGCUUGAGCCGUGAACUGGUCAUGGCGGGUUGGCAGCACUGCUCCAAGCUGGAGAUUAUGUUCGAAAAAGAGGAACAACGCUCCGAUGAGCUCGAAAAGUCUUUGGAGUUGGCAGACUCUUGGAAGCGUCAGGGCGAUGAGCUGCUCUACUCCAUGAUACCGCGACCAAUUGCCGAGCGAAUGCGAAUGGGCCAGGAGGCUGUCUGCCAGAGCUUCGAGGAGGUCUCCGUCAUCUUUAUCGAGGUAAUGAACAUCUACGACAGCGGAUCGAAUAAUGUCCAAGAAGCCAUGCAGGCCGUCAACACCCUCAAUCAGGUCUUCUCUGCGCUUGAUGAAGAGAUUAUCUCACCCUUUGUGUACAAGGUGGAAACUGUGGGCAUGGUCUACAUGGCUGUCUCUGGGGCACCGGAUAUAAAUCCUCUUCAUGCCGAGCACGCCUGCGACAUGGCCCUGCGUGUUAUCAAAAAGCUUAGGAAUCACCAUGAAGCAGAUAUUGCCAUUCGUGUGGGCAUCAACUCUGGUCCCGUGGUGGCGGGAGUUGUCGGCUUAAAAGUGCCGAGGUAUUGUCUCUUUGGAGACACUGUGAACACGGCGUCGCGCAUGGAGAGCAGCUGCGAUCCCUGGAAGAUUCAAUUGUCCCACUUCACAGCCAUGAAGGUGCAGGAGGUGGGCUACAAGGUCGAGUCCCGGGGCACAGUCAAGGUCAAAGGCAAGGGCGAGAUGGAAACUUACUGGCUGCUGGACGGACCUGAAGGGAAAUGAAUAGAGUUUAUUACAUAAUUGUAUUAACUUAUUAUAAUCUUAUUCAAUGUUUAUACGAUAUGCCUUAAUAUUCAUCACCUGCACUGCAAUUUCCUGUUACACUGUUUAGCUUUAUGCAUUGCAAUAAAUAAUGGAAUAAUCUGUU